This is a messenger RNA of Ostertagia ostertagi, 318 nucleotides long. NCBI's taxonomy places the organism in Eukaryota, Metazoa, Nematoda, Chromadorea, Rhabditida, Trichostrongylidae. The record is from the annotation of a GenBank genome assembly.
GAAACCACGCAAAGCGAUGAAACAGUCGCGCAAAACAAGCAGCAUCAUCGCUACGGAGGACUCAAGAAAAGCGGGAAAGUGUUCGAGCACAAGACAAAACCGAGAGUUUGGGAGACAAGCUCUGCGUUGAAGAACGAUCUUCCAAAGCAAUGGGAUUGGAGGAAUGUUAACGGUGUUAAUUACUGCAGUCCUACGCGAAAUCAACACAUUCCAGUCUACUGUGGAUCGUGCUGGGUGUUCGGGACGACUGGGGCUCUAAACGAUCGAUUCAACAUUGCUCGUAAAAACAAAUGGCCCAUGACUAUGGUGUCUCCUCAG